GGGUGUAUGGUUAUACCUCUUUCAAAUAUCGGAAAUAAUACUGUUUGUGACAAUUGCGAAAAAGCCUCGAAUCGGCUGGUAUUGAGCUAAAUCUAUGUUACGAAAACUGUGAAAAACCAUUUAGAUUAAAUUUCAAUUAGGAACUUAGUUAAUUGGUUUAUCCGUGGCUUUGUUUGUAACGCUCGAUUUUGCUUGUCACACCUGAGCGGUAGUAACCUCUUCCAAACUUCAGUGUACAAGGUUUUAUAUCGUGACUAAAAAAUUUGGGAUGAGAUGAAUAUUGUAAAAGUUUUCAGUGUUUAAAGCUAUAAUUUCUUAAUAUUUGUCGAUCUGGAGGCAGAAAUACAUUUGGAUUAAUAAUUUAAACCGGCGCUUUCGUAAUUCAAGCGUCUAGUAACGAGUGUGCAUUGCUAAUUGGAAAAUAAUUGGAUCAAAACAAUUAUAUACCUAUACACUCGGUAUACAUGAAAGGUGAAACAACCUAUAUAGGUCAAUGCAUAGACAGAGUGGAGCCUUUAUGAAUGGGCAAAUAAAAACGUGACGUGAGACAGUCAAAUACAUGAUUUUUGUUCAUUUCUGAAAGAGAAUUGUACGAAAAUAUUGGAUUACACAUUUGUGCAUGUUUAUUACUGUAUAAGAAAUUCAGCGUGAGCGUUAAAAGAUAAACAAGAGUAUCUUCAGUAGUAGUAAGGCACGUAAACAAAAACAUACACGUUCGAUUUGUGUGUAUGAAUUUUUGAUCGUUCAAGUAUUUAAAACUUUUUUUAAAAUGCUGUUCAAGUUGUUAUUGAAUUUGUAGCAUAUAUAUUUUUGUCGAUUUAAAGCGAUGACCAUACGCAUGUUCAGAGGGCUUUCAUAUGUUAUGUUGUAUGUUUAGAUCGCGAAGAACAGCACACGUGAGACGACUUUGGAAAUUACGCGUACACAAUGAAACCAGGGGUGAAGAAGAAAGUGCCGAGGAAUUGGAACUUAAAUCAUUCACACACACAAUGCUUAAACGUCUUAAAGAAAAACAACUGGACGCGUUAACGCAAAGUGUUGAAUCUAAAGGCGGAGAAGUGACCGAAUGUGUGUUAUUACCUAAGUGUGAAAUUCGCCUAGGUAAAAAAGAGUUGUCACCUCUUAUACUGUGUUGCCGAAUGUGGCGUUGGCCAGAUGUUACUAGUCUUACGGAAUUAAAACGUUUGCCGUGCUGCACGAGUGCAGGUGGCCCAGCAUAUGAGUGCUGUAACCCCUAUCACUGGAGUUUACUUCUUCAACCAGAUGUUUCUGUGUCAACUUCUGGUUGGGAAGAAAUGGAAAAGGCCAAGUAUACAGAUGACCUUGACCGACCUCCGGAUGAAGCUGUUUCCAUGGAAACAGGAAUGACGCCCACACCUCGACGCAAUGAAUUCUCAGAUAUCUCAGCGCAAUUUGCUAGCGGAGUUGAAACCGGUCAGAGUACACUAAAUGGUCACUGGUGUACGUUAGCGUACUGGGAGUUGCGGCAGCGCAUGGGUCGUCUUCUUACCGUGUAUGAGACGUUUAUAAAUAUUUACGAAUAUCUACCUCGUGGUGACGGUUUAUGCCUUCAUGUCUUACAGGAAAAUGCAGAGACAGAGUCCGUGAGACGAACUAGAGAAAAAAUAGGUUUUGGAGUGAUUUUAAGUCGCGAAGGUGACGCAGUGUGGCUUUAUAAUCGGUCACAGUUUGCCAUAUUUGUUCACUCGCCGACGUUAGAAAAUGAGAACGGACGGACGUUAAAUGUUCAUAAAGUGAUGCCUGGAUAUUCCUUGAAGAUUUACGAUUACAAUCGUAGACAGUUUCUCGACAAUAUUCAUGACCCAAAAUAUCUUGACGGGCCGUAUGACCCGUAUUCGAUACGAGUUAGUUUUGCUAAAGGUUGGGGCCCACACUACUCACGUCAAGUUAUUACAUCGUGUCCUUGCUGGUUAGAAAUUAUGUUGAAUAUAGACAGAUGAUAGCGGAUGUCACGAUGAACACACAACUAACAAAACAUUCUCACAGGAUUUAUAAGUCAAUUCUUGCAGUCUGAAGUCAAUUCUUGUUGUACAAACAACAAAUAACCUGAAAACCCUAGCAACCAGAGUUAAAGAUGGAAAACAAUAGAAUUAUCAUCUGAUGAAUUACUUUUUCACAUACAUAUAUACAAUGUAUAUUUCUUUUGGGCAUUAAAUGGAACUAUUUUAUUCUAUUUUGUGUAAAACUGCUAUUUUAUCUCUGUUGGGCAUUUCACUGAAUUGAAGAAUAUUAAGAAAUUAGUUUAAUUAAAUCAAUCAAAAAUACUGCUGAUGUAUUGUUAAUCUUUGUUUUUAGAAUUUUUCUAUCUGUGAGUCACACCUUUAUAAGGACGUAAAUUUUUUCAUCCUUUCAAAUUAAUGCCCAUAGAAAAAUUAUUAUAUAGUCAAGAUUUACUUCCCUUUGUUUUCUAAAGACUGGUUACCGUUACUUUUUAAGUGAAGAUUUCUUAAAGAAAGUUUUAAAAAUGGAGUCGGUAUACAGUCAGCUGAUUGUGUUUGGUGCGAUAAUGAAUUUGAUAUUAAGUUUUUAGAGCUAAAUGAUAUAUAUCACAAAAUGUUUUAUCACUGAAUUAAACUGUUUUUUAUGUAUAACUAAUCUAAGGGAUUUUUAUAUAAAAGAAAAGCACCAGUUGUUUCUUUUAGAAUUUUAUUAAAGAUAUAGUGAACUGUAUCAAUGGUUGAAAAUAUAUAUAAACUUGGUUUUAUAUUAUAAAAAUUAUCAUUUUAACAUACAACAUUGUUUUACCUCACUAUUUGAAAAGUUAAAACAUGACAUUUGAAAGCUCAGGUUUUAGUUCAUUUUUUUUCUAUAUGCUAUAAAUAGAUUGUUUUGUUGUAGUUAUUAGUGUAUGUGUUUUAACAUACUUUUCUUAAGAAAAUUCUCUGUUAUUGUUUUUUUUUUUAAGAAUAAAAUUUUUGUCAAAAGAAUGGUGUCUUAAUAUUUAAAAUUUGUUUCUUGUUAGUUAAGAUUUUAUAUUUCAAUCUGAAGACCAGUCAAGGAAAACUGCUUUGUCAUUGGUCAGUUUUGAAAAGAUCGUGUCAUAAUGAGCCAAUCAGAUUUUGUUUUUAUUAAAUUAUUUAGACUGGUCUGCAGAUUUAAACUUCCUGGAGCUUUUGUUAGGUAAUUUACCAUAAUGUGCCUUUAUUUUGCUUGUUAGAUGGUUAUUUUGAAUAUUUUAGAGCCAGUUAAAGCCGUUCAUUGACAUAUAUGUUUAAAUUCUUAAUAGUGAAUUAUGAGAAUAUAGCUUAACCAGCCUGGUAUUUGAAGAUGCAGCGUUCUGUCAGUGAAAUAUGAAAUAUAUCAUUACAUGUGGUAAACCACAUCUUAAAUUUGUAUUAAAUAUCUAACUUCUUGUCUGUAUGACAGUAUAUUUUUUGUUCACUACUGUCAGUGAAAUAUCAAAAAUAUCAAUAUCUUCUACUAAAAACAAAUUUAAAAUUGCUUUUAUAUGAAAAGUUUUAAGUUCACUUUUGGUAAAGGUCAAGUUUUGAGACAAAACCAUAAAAAUCAACAGUUAAUUCAUCCUUUGACCAAUGAUCUAGAAAAGCAGAAAAUCAAGUCAUUUCUUUUUUUUUUUGGUUCUCUCUUUUCCCAAAUUUUAUAAAUGAGCAUUCAUGCCAUAUACACUUACUCAACUAAAACUUGGAAUAGAACCAAACAUUUUAAUUCCUCUUAUCGGAGGUUGGCUCAUACUGGAAACAAAAAACAUCAACUUUUCUUUGGCACUGUAUACCAAGCAUUUUAAUUUCAUGUUAAUUUUCUGGGAUAUUUUUUUUGUCCUGUUUUUGUUUUUCUUUUCUUUCUUAAUUGCUCUUUUAAAAAAUCAAAUUUUAAAUAAAAUAAAAAAGUGCCUUUUUUAACUAAUUUUUUUUGUUGAAUUUUUGUUUUGUUUUGCUAUGGUAAAGUGAAUAUACUAAAAAAAUAUUAAAGUUUUAGAGAAAUUGAUAACUUAUCAUGGAACUACUUUUUUGAUGUGAUUGAGAUGAAACAAAACAAAAAGGAGUUCCAUUUUGAGAUUCAAUUUUUACUUUUCUUUGAUAAAUUAUUCAAAAUUUCUUAUUCAAUGAAAUUUUUUUUAGAAAUGUUCUUUGAUAUUAAAAAAAAUAAAAUUUCCAAUGUAAGUCAAACAAAGUAUAUGCAAAUGGGAAACUGAAAUUUCGCUGUUCAAUGAAAGUUUUUGCUUUACUCUCGUAAGAUCUUGGUUGUGAUAUUUUGUUUAUUUUUUUUUUGUUUGACUUGGAAUAAGAUAUUAAAGAACUUUGUAUAAAGUUCAUAUUUUCUUUAGUACAGCAGAUUUUUAAAUAAAAGUUUCUUUAUAAAAUACAAAAUCUAUGGGAUUAUGGCCAGCUUCAACUUUUAAAAGGUUUUGUUCGGUUUUUGUUCAUGAAUAAAAAAUUUCACAGAGUUACAGCCCCUCAAUAAUGACAUAUUUUGUUUUCAAAUCAUUGGCUGGUUUAUAACUAUACAGAGUUUCUGUCAUUUGUAAGAAUUAUUUUAAUACCAUAAUAAUAUCUAAGAAGUCAAUGUAUGUUGAAUUAAAAUGUACUCUUGGAAUAGGAUGGUGUCUUUUAAUUGGUGCAAAAAAAUUUUUUUACAUCCUUUAAGAUUAAACUCAUUUCCUUAUUUAAUGUCAUCAAAAGUGCACAUGUACUUUAAGUACAAAAGUACUUUACAAUCGACUUAACAUUAUAACAUCAUUCAGAGAUAGUGCAUGCCCCCUUGGAAAAAUCGUAAUCUUGUAUUUACCUCUAUAUGUCUCUAUACCGUUGGCACACAACUAUUAAUAUUUAGCAUCUCAGUGUUUAAAAGGAUAGAAAAUUCGGAAGUUAGAAAAAAAAAUUGAGCAAUGAAGUCUCGUAAUUUUUUGGCAGUGACUUCUUUUUUCAUGUGUAUACAAAGUGUGUGGUAUCCGAAAUAAUACAAUUAAUUUGUUUUUAAUCAGGCAAAUAAAACGUUUUCAAGGGUUGAAAGUAAAGGUUUCAAAUGCUGUUUCAUCUAAAAUCCCAAGAAAUUUAAUCCUUGAUUUUAAUUGUUUGAAAGCUAGUGGUGAUUAUAAUUUAUAGCAUAUGACACCAUUAUAGAUCGAGCAGAUCGAGAGCGUGCACAUCCGUGAAUUCUGACUAGACUGUAUAAUUCUGUAGAUUGGAUUUAAAUUUCUUGGACGAACAAAUGUUCGGUACCAAAUUAAAAUGACAGUGGAAAACGGAGGUAUUCCGUUAGGUUAGUUACGACCAAGGUUUGUGCUCGAAAGGUUGACAUGUGGUGACCUAUAUUCAGAUUGUUCGUUCAUUGACUUACCCAGAAUUCAUUGUAAAAUGCAUUAUAAAAGUUUCUUCUACACGGGUUAAAUUUUGAAUCUUCAUUUUCAUAAUGAUUUUUUCUUUUUCUGUUUGAUACGAAACUAUGUAUUUUUUUCCUGUGAUGGUUUAACGUCACUUUCGCCCCAUAAACUUUAUCAUUGCCUUCUACUGUUUCAUUUAAUGGUGACUUCCUGUUACGAUUCUAAAGAUAUUGUAUUUCGAGAAUCAUUAGAUUUUUUUUUUUGUUUGCUCGAAGAUCACAUGGGAAAAAAAUCUUAUCUUGAAAAUUUUUAAUGAAUCGUAAUACACAGAAAGGUAUUAUUCAAUUUUUAAGUUUUUCAUUUUGAUUUCGGAACUUUAAAACAAACAACCCAAAAAUAUAUUUUAUCAUUAUCCAAGUUUUUAAAAUAAUAAAUUUUAUACUGUUUCAUUGUUUUGCCUUGUGCCAGUUUCAAAUUAGAACAAAUUUUAUAUAUCUUAGUUUCACCCAUAGAUUUACUGUUCAUUAAGGCCAUAUUAAGAAAUAAUGUUUGUUUGUUAUGUUGUUGUUAUUAAAGCCUAAAAAUAAAUCUUUUGAACAUUGUGCAAAAGAAUGACUUAGUCAAAGGUCAAUAGAAAAACAUAUUUCACAAUGUAACAUGAUAUCAUAGGAUCAUUGCGUUGGGUUAAAAAGCAGCAAACAGAAUUAUUUUUUGAUUUGGCCUUAAAUUUUAAACUUUUUGUUAGUGCCAUAUUAUGAUAAAGUGUUUUGUUUUAAUGGUAUACAAUAAGUUUUAGACUUUUACCUUCUUUUACCCCCAUUUCUUAAGUUCUGCAACAUUCAUUUCUUUAAAUUUGCAAAGCAUAAAACCAUAAUUAUGUUUAAACGUUGAUAUUUAUUUUAAGGAAUAUAAAUAUAUCUUGUUUUUAUUUAGAAAUUUAAUUCUGGCAAAUAUUUGACUGUUGAAUUAAUAUUAAUAUGGAGAAUAACCAUAGACUUUGGAAGACAAAUAUGCUUGUUGAUUGUUUUAACUGUCAAAUCUAUAUAAUUAUAAAUUCAAUGAUUUUAUUAUUGUCAGGAAACAUCAAGUGAUAUAUUGUGAUGUCUGAUUAAAAAACUAUGAAUAAUUAAUGUCAGAUAAUGAUAUUGUUAUUUUUUUUAUAUAAACAAGUUGUAUAUCAAUAUUAGGCUCGUAUGGUUCAAGGAACCAGUCAGUUAAUGUUAUAAUGUUUUAAAAUUGAUUUAGGGGAACCAGCCUUAAAUAUUUCAUGUAUUAUAUCAAUGCUCUUUGAUGUUUCUUGUUUAUAUUUUUGUUUUUGAUAUGAAUGUCAUUGUUCUUGUCAUUUUGAUUAAAAUUUGUCAUAAAUACUCAUCCAUAAGUCGGUUUAGGGAAUAAGUUCUUAAUUUUUACCAGUUGUUAAUUAUGUUGGGAUCAAGUCCUGCAUAGACUCCUUUCUAUAAUUCUUCUUUUAUUUCUUGACUUUCUUGACCUUAUUUACUUCUUAACAAUGUAUGACCUUAUUAACUUCUUCCUAAUUUAUGGCCCUGUGACAUUAAAAUGUUUAUGAAAUGCCCAUUAUAUUGAAGUUAAGUUAUUAAGAUAUUUUCCUAAUAACCCCUGUCUUAUCCUUGAAAUUUAUUAACUCAGACUUAUGGAUGAAUAUUUAUGGUACAUAUGUACUAACUACCAGUAAUUGGUGGUUGUAGAAAAAAUAAUUAUGAAAAAAUUCAAAAAAUGAAUAAAAAUAUGAAAAAAUA
Molecule: messenger RNA, 7059 nt
Organism: Ruditapes philippinarum (Manila clam)
Lineage: Eukaryota; Metazoa; Mollusca; Bivalvia; Venerida; Veneridae
Product: mothers against decapentaplegic homolog 6-like
Exons: 4
Coding region: 858-1961 (367 amino acids)
Biological process (GO): SMAD protein signal transduction; anatomical structure morphogenesis; regulation of transcription by RNA polymerase II
Cellular component (GO): heteromeric SMAD protein complex
Molecular function (GO): I-SMAD binding; transcription regulator inhibitor activity
Source: RefSeq, a predicted model, not a curated record